AUCCAGUGCGAGCUCGGUAUCAAUCAUUCUCAUACAUUCAAGAUUCUUACCGAUCGCGCCUUAAUAAAAAUAAAAUAUCACCCAUGGAGAUGAAGAAGAUCGCAUUCGCAGUUCUCUUCGCCGCCGCGGCAUUGAGCGCGGUCUUGGCUGCUCCAGCGGCCGUCACUGCUCCCGCUCCUGCUCCAGCUACCGCUGCUGCCGGUGGUGCAGCUGGUGCUGCUACUGCUCCGGCUCCAGCUCCGGCUGAAGAGAAAAGCGGUGCCAUCGCCGCCUUCCCCAGCAUGGCCUCUUUGGUUGGGGCCUCCGUGUUGUCCUUCUUUGCCUUUUACAUGCACUAAAUUAACAACCAAGGACGUCACGUCACACAAGGAAGGCGAUAAGACAAAAUGAAGAAGGAGAGACCACCAAAGGGAACCAUUUUUUUAUCUUCUCUUUCUCAUUUGUGUAGAUGUAAUGAAACUUAUUUGAAAUAAAACAAUUUCUAUUAGUAUAAACCAUGCAUUAUUAUUGUUGA
Molecule: messenger RNA, 514 nt
Organism: Cornus florida
Lineage: Eukaryota; Viridiplantae; Streptophyta; Magnoliopsida; Cornales; Cornaceae
Product: arabinogalactan protein 23-like
Exons: 1
Coding region: 84-338 (84 amino acids)
Source: RefSeq, a predicted model, not a curated record